Megalobrama amblycephala (Wuchang bream) is the source of this 7193-nucleotide messenger RNA. RefSeq names its product zinc finger protein 91-like. Bases 3708 to 6656 code for a protein of 982 amino acids. The record is from RefSeq and is a predicted model, not a curated record. NCBI's taxonomy places the organism in Eukaryota, Metazoa, Chordata, Actinopteri, Cypriniformes, Xenocyprididae. The transcript has 3 exons.
ACAAAUAAUGUUUGUGGUCAUCACAUUAAAAAUAACAUUUGAAGUGCUGAGGAAAAAAUGUGUGUGUGUCUAAUUACAGACAGUGUUUUUAAACAGUCUGAAUAGCUUCAUCUUUAUUGCAAUCAAUAAAACUGGUUUACUGGCAAAUUAGGUAAAUGUGAUAACUGCAUGAAAAUAUAAAUACAACAUUAAAAAGUCAACCAUUGAUGGUUUUGUGUCGAUGUACAGCAAGUAGUGAAUGAACAGCUAACAGUUCACCGGAAAUCCCAGAGCAGCCUUAACAACAACCAGGAAGUAACCGUGCAUAUAGUCCAUUGCACAGGCCUAGUUCAAACUAGCACAGGACAAAAAAUAUGAUGCAUGCAAUUUACAUGCAGACUAUUAUACUAAAAAAUAUUUGUAUCAAUAUAAUUUUUAAAUUCCAUUCCAGUUAUUUGUGAAGGUAAUGACUUGUAAAUAAUCUUAAAUGUCCCACUGUACAUUAUUCUUGUUAUGGUGGAGCCACUGCUUACACAUUACAUCUGCACUUUAUUAGAGAAUCUGCACUCAUUUCUGAUACGCAGUGAUGAUUUUUAAAUCUCUCAGUAAUAUUAAAAUAUGAUCUUUUAGUAAAUUUAAAGCUCAAGUAAAUGUUUAAUUGUCCAUCUCACAGAAAAAUUCAAAUGUGAAUUUCUAAUAAACUUGCAGCUAAAGUUCAGGUAAAUAUCCAUUGUAUGCAUACUUGAGUAAAUCUGUCAAGUUGACAGCCACUAUUUAAGUGUUUAUAUUUAAAAACAACAAAAACAAAAGAAUUAGAGUAGAAAUGAUUUUAAAGUUAGUAGGCCUAUUAAAACUUUAUUAUUUUUAACAUUCCCUUAAGUGUAAUUUAAUUUUGUAUACAAAUCAGUUCAUUUUAACCUUCAAUAUUAACGUGUUACUCAUGUUUAUUUUACAGUUUUUGUUGUUUUUUUCGUGAGAAAAUUUGCCAUGUACUGUACCUGAUAUAUACAGAUUAUCCAAAAUAACUGAUGUUGAAUUGAAUGGCAAGCUUGUGAAUCAAAAUGCAUAACUAUGACAGACUCACAGGAAAUGGUGCAAAACAAAUGGUGAAAAGUCCAAACAGGGUGAUAUUGUGACAUACUGAUCUUCGUCAUCUUUUCGGUAUUGUAAAUAAUAGUUGCAACUUGCACUCUUAAAUGUGCAUUGGAAAUUGCCAGCUGAUAACCUAUAAUCUGGGGACCAUUUUCAUGUAACAUGUAAGGCUAAAUGUAGAUCUGUCUGAGGCCCCGUCCACACGGAGACACGUUUUUGUGAAUACGCACCAAUUUUGUAUUAGAUAGGUAUUUCGUUCACAUGGAUCAGACGUUUUCGGAAGGUGAAACUGCUAAUUUUUCAAACCGGGUCCCAGAGUGCAUAAAUCCGAAAAUGUCGCCUUUGCGUUUUCGUGUUGACAGCCUAUACAUAUAUUUUGUGAAACGACGAUGUCAUCACCCCACGUGUCGAACCUGGUCAGACGCCUGGUCUAACAGCACAAAACCACAACAACAACAGCAGACUCUAGAUGCUUGUCUUCAUGUUAUUUCUAAGCUUUAGUUUGUAUACAGCGCACAAGGUUUAUGCGCAAGCUCCAAGUCUUAUUCGCUGUUUUAAGUGUAUCUCUGUGGCAGAAUUACAGCGCCACAUACUGGUCUGGCAUGUAUACUACAUCGUUUUGAGUCGUUUCAGUGGUUUUGUGUGUACGCAGAUAUUUCUUGAGACGAGGGAAAAAAAAGAUCGGAUUGUUGGUUGGUGAUUGACACUAAACAGUAGAAAAUCAGUCCAGUCUCUCCAGCUGUAAAAUGUCAUUGGCUGUUAAAGUCUUGUGUUGCUUAUAAUAAAUUGGCAUGUUGAUAACGCUGUGUGCAUUGUUUCAGAAUAUUCUCAAUUACAUGUAGCAGAGAUCAGUUGCAUAUACAUUAGUGAGUGUGGUGGUGCUUAUGGGGUGUCGCUCUGAGACGAGGCUAUGAGGGGAAAAAUCACGGUAUACUCAGUACAAAAAAACUAGACUACAUCACUGUGCAUGCAGCGCUAGUGUUAGCAUUAGCAAACCCAGCUAACAAGAUGAUAGAAUUAUUCAUCUCUCGUGGUAUACAGAGCUGAAGUGUGGACUCAUUUUGGCUUCAACUAUAAAGAAGCUACUAAGGAGAUCAACAACCCUUUACCUGUUAUUAUCAAUCUAAAUGAAUUUCCUGCAAAAUAUAGGAGCUUGUUAAAACUCAAAUGUGAGAUUUUACUGGAACAGCGUGUUCUUUAUUUAUUACAGUUUGUUCAUUUAUUUUUCAUUCUUGUUUUAUUUAAAUAGCCUACCCUUUACUGUGUCAGUAAUUACUGUGCUGCUAAUUUCAGAUUUGGGACUGAUUUGUUUGUCAGAAAAACAGACCUGUGUUUUAUAUCAAUGGUGCAGUGUCCGUUCUCUGAGCAUAUAAGCCCUGCCCGUGUGAGGUACGCCACUUUCAGCUCUUUUAUUUUGCGGUUCUGUAGUUUAUUAAAAGUCUAUUAAUUCUGAACAUGUCAUGUGUCCACGUUGCACCAAAUGAGCAGCAACAAACCUGCCACGUGUGAAAACGAUUGGAUGAACGGUUUUUGACAUUCAGUAUGCAAACAGACAGACUCUUAAUCUGAGUUUUUGUCCUUACCAUCAGCGACGGCGACAUGCAAAUGUUCUGUUUUUGAAACGGUUUCUAUUGCUCUGCAACGUCGCAGCUGGAAUAGCAACACACUCUUCUGAUUGGCUGUGGUUUUUGAUUGUUUUUCUCGCUUCUCAUUGUCGCGUGGGAUUUUUAACGACCACAGAUAUGCCUUUUCCACCAAGGCAGUUUGAGUGCUGGUUCGGAGCAAGAGUCUAGUUUCAAAUCAGUUCUUUGUCUUUCGACACCCAAAGCACCAGCUCCGAAACAGGAAAAGUGGUUCAUAAGUAGCACCAAAACAUUGCUGGGCUAGAAGUAAGAACCGCUUGCGUUGGGCUGGGGACGGGGUUGCAUGACCAACAAGAAUCUUGUGACCGCCAUUUUCGAAAUAGCAGCUAAACAAGCUAAUAGCAGCUCGACUGUAAUCUCCAUCCUUAAAAAAAAUUACGGCAAGCCGUGUUUGGAUGCCAAUGUAGGUUCGCAAAGUCAUGAACAUCAACAGUAGCGAAACAUCCGCAAUUGUUGCUGGAAGGCUUGUUCGAGAUGCAUCGGAGCAGCGCGGACUGAUUCGGCGGGUGACAUCUGAGUGCCACAGGUCCACGGGAGCUAUUGUAAAGCAUACGACUCCUUGUACUAUUGGAUCGUUCUCACGGCGAUUUGAUGUCAUGUGCCAAUCGCUCUGCGGGAAGCCUAUGCAUCUCGAACAAGCUUUGUGUGUUUGUGUUUGACGCAGCAGCACUUUGCUGUGAAAUAUGAGAAUAUAUGCUGAACUAGCACCCGGUUCGUGCUGGUGGAAAGGGGGUAAGAGAGUCAGGACCUUGGUUUAUCGUUUCAUCUGAAGGACAGUGCUUUUUGACAGUAUAGUGUCCCCAUCACUAUACUGGGGCAUUAGGAACCACACAGUCCACAGGGUGAGCACCCCCUGCUGGCCUCACUAACACCUCUUCCAGUAGCAACCUAGUUUUCCCAGGAGGUCUCCCAUCCAGGUACUAACCAGGCUCAGCCCUGCUUAGCUUCAGUGGGCAACCAGUCUUGGGCUACAGGGUGAUAUGGCUGCUGGUUAUGCUGAUAUGGCUAUUACAUCAGGGCUCCCUUUUAUGUAUGUAUGAAAAUUUCUCUUUGGAUCUUUUUUCUUCCAUUUUAGAUAUGAUUAAAGAGGAGGAGGAGAGUGAAGAACUGAGUGAAGUGGAGGAGAAACAUCAUGUCAAACCUGGAGAAAAAACUUUGAGUCUCUCAAAGACUAAAAAGACUUUUUUAAAGAAAAGAAAAGCCAAGAAAUCUUUCACCUGCACUCAGUGUGGAAAGACUUUCUCAACCAAACAAAGCCUUGAUGUUCACAUGAGGAUCCACACUGGAGAGAAGCCGUUCACCUGCACUCAGUGUGGAAAGAGCUUCACAACCAAACAAAGUCUUGAUGUUCACGUGAGAGUUCAUACUGGAGAGAAGCCGUUCACAUGCGAUCAGUGUGGAAAGAGAUUCUCAAACAGUCGUAAUCUUGAGAUUCACAUGAGGAUCCACACUGGAGAGAAACCGUUCACAUGUGACCAGUGUGGAAAGAGCUUCACAACCAAACAAAGCCUUGAUGUUCACAUGAGAGUUCAUACUGGUGAGAAGCCGUUCACAUGCGAUCAGUGUGGAAAGAAAUUCUCAAACAAUCGUAAUCUUGAGCUUCACAUGAGGAUCCACACUGGAGAGAGACCAUUUGCAUGUGAUCAAUGUGAAAAGAGUUUCACACAAAAUGGAAGUCUUAAGGAACACAUGAAGAAACACACUGGAGAGAAGCCCUAUAUAUGUAGUCAAUGUGGAAACAAUUUCACAUACAAACAUAGUCUUGAUGUUCACAUGACAGUUCAUACUGGAGAGAAGCCAUUCAAGUGUGAACAGUGUGGGAAAGGUUUCACAAACAAUUAUAGUCUUGAGAUUCACAUGAGGAUCCACACUGGAGAGAAGCCAUUCACAUGUGAUCAAUGUGGCAAAACGUUUCUUACCUCAUCAAACCUGAAGAAACACCUGACAGUUCAUAUGAAGGAGAAGCCAUAUUCAUGUUCUGUGUGUGGAAAGAGUUUUUCACAGCGGCAAAGUUUACAAACACAUGAGAAAAUACACACUGGUUUGAGAGAGUAUGUGUGCUUUGAGUGCGAGAAGACUUUUACUACAGCAAACGUUUUUAAAAAUCACCAGAGAAUUCACACUAGAGAAAAGCCUUACAUGUGUUUAGACUGCGACAAAAGAUUCAGUCUGUCAGCAUCUCUCAAAACACAUGAGAGGAUCCACACUGGAGAAAAACAUUACAAGUGUUCACACUGUGGCAAGAGAUUCAGUGUUUUAGCAAAUCUGAAAAGACAUGAGAUGAUCCACAUGGGAGAAAAACCUUACAAGUGUUCACAUUGCGACAAGAGUUUCAGUCUGUCAUCUUCUCUGAAAAGACAUGAGAUGAUCCACACGGGAGAAAAACCUUACAAGUGUUCACAUUGUGGCAAGAGAUUCAAUGUGUCAGCAAAUCUGAAAACACAUGAAAGGAUCCACACGGGAAAAAAACAUUACAAGUGUUCACACUGUGACAAGAGAUUCAAUCGGUCAACAAAUCUGAAAAGGCAUGAGAAGAUCCACAUCAGAGAGAAGCCGCACGUGUGUAAGACUGGAGAAACUGGAAGAUACUUCAGGAAGAGCUGGAAUCUGCAAAGACAGGAGUUUAUUAAAGAGGACAGUGAGAACAUGAGUGAUCCAGAACCCUGCAGAAUGAAACACACUGAAGAUACUGAAGAACAAAGAGAUAUGAUUAAAGAGGAGGAGGAGAGUGAAGAACUGAGUGAAGUGGAGGAGAAACAUCAUGUCAAACCUGGAGAAACACCUUUGAGUCACUCAAAGACUAAAAAGACAUUUUUAAAGAAAAGAAGAGCAAAUAAAUCUGCAACCUGCACUCAGUGUGGAAAGAGUUUCUCAACCAAACAACAUCUUGAAAGUCACAUGAGGAUCCACACUGGGGAGAGACCGUUCACAUGUGAUCAGUGUGGAAAGAGAUUCACAGCCAAACAAAAUCUUGAUGUUCACAUGAGGAUCCACACUGGAGAGAAGCCAUGCAUAUGCACUCAGUGUGGACAGAGAUUCAGACAAAAAGGAAAUCUUAAGAAACACAUGAAGAUCCACACUGGAGAGAGACCUUUCACAUGUGACCAGUGUGGAAAGAGCUUCACAACCAAAGGAAAUCUUGAUGUUCACAUGAGAGUUCAUACUGGUGAGAAGCCGUUCACAUGCGAUCAUUGUGGAAAGAGAUUCACAAACAGUUAUACUCUUGAGGUUCACAUGAGGAUCCACACCGGAGAGAAGCCAUUCGCAUGUGAUCAGUGUGAAAAGAGUUUCACACAAAAAGGAAGUCUUAAGGAACACAUGAAGAUCCACGCUGGAGAGAAGCCGUAUGUAUGCAGUCAAUGUGGAAACAAUUUCAGAAACAAAUAUAGUCUUGAUGUUCACAUGAGAGUUCAUACUGGAGAGAAUCCGUUUACAUGUGAUCAGUGUGGGAAGAGUUUCAGAAACAAUUAUGAUCUUGAGCGUCACAUGAGGAGCCACACCGGAGAGAAGCCAUUCACAUGUGAUCAAUGUGGCAAAACAUUUAUUACCUCAUCAGAAUUGAAGACACAUCAGAAAACACACACUGGUGUGAGAGAGUUCAUGUGCUUUGAGUGUGAGAAGACUUUUACUAGAGGGAGUGAUUUAAAACAGCACCAGAGAAUUCACACUGGAGAAAAACCUUAUGAGUGUUUAUACUGUGGCAAGAGAUUCAAUGUGUCCUCAAAUCUGAAAAAACAUGAGAGGAUCCACACUGGAGAAAAACCUUACAAGUGUUCACACUGUGACAAGAGAUUCAAUGUGUCAGCAAAUCUGAAAACACAUGAGAGGAUCCACACUGGAGAAAAACCUUACAAGUGUUCAUACUGUGACAAGAGAUUCAGUCUAUCAUCACAUCGGACAACACAUGAGAUUAUCCACAUCAGAGAAACGCUGUACACAUAAGACUGGAGAAACUGGAAGAUAGGGCUACUCUCAGAGAAAAUGAAGGAAAUUAACAUUUGAUCUCCUCCUUGCAAAAUUAUUAUCCCCAGAAUCGGUGCAUUUUUAAUUAUGCCCCAAAAUAGGCAGUUAAAAAAUUGAAUAAUAAAAAAUCUAUGGGGUAUUUUGAGCUGAAACUUCACAGACACAUUCAGGGGACACCUUAGACUUGUAUUACAUCUUGUGAAAAAGGGUUCUAGGGCACCUUUAAAAUUAUUUAAAAAUCAACACGUUAUUAAGCUUCGGAUAUAAUAGCAUAUUAAACUAAUUUUAAAUGCAUAGCAUUACAUUUUAUUAAAAGAAAACAAACAAGCAUUUUUACAAUUUCUGCAUUACCCAAAUGUUGAAGUAUAUUUAUACUAAUGUAAUUAAAUGUGAGUUUUGACAGCUAAAAAAAAAAAAGCUAUUCAUAACCCUGACUUCUGUAGCUAGUGUAAAAUCAGCAUUAUUAUUUUCACUCAAAAUCCUCCUUUUUCUGUAUUAAAACAAACUCUGAUUCUA